AUGAGGUUACUACAAUGGGCCUCCCUAGGCCUAGUAACACUCGCCGCCGCCGAUUCGAACCUCACCCACGAAUCGCGAAACAUCCUGCCGUCGGUCUUCAAGCCGCCCCAGCACUUCCGCAAUGUGAACCUCGUGCGCAACAUCAACCUCGACAAGAGCUAUGCCAAGGAGACGAUCAAUGUCGUGAUCGAGAACAUCGACAAAGAGCCGCAAUCACACUACUACCUGCCAUUCGAGCCCGGCACCAUCGGGCGGAUAGGAGCGGUGGAAGUCAAGGACAAGAAGAAUCCGGAAAGGGGAGGCUUCGUCGCUGAAGUGACCGAACUCGAUCCCUACAGCCCGACCGAGUUCUACAAAAUCACCUUCCCGACUCCGUUGAAGCCGCAGGAGCAGCUCACCCUCUCCAUCAACUACUAUUCCCUGUCCAUCCUCAAUCCCCUCCCCGCUCAAAUCGAACAAACCGACAAGCAAUACGUCCUCUACUCCUUCUCCGUCUACGCACCAUCCGCAUACGUGACACAAAAGCAAAAGACAAAGCUUAAACUGCCGACAACAGACGUCCCUGACGCAGUGGUCCUCCCCAAAUCCCUGAACGCCGAAGGCAAGGAAGAUCCCCAGAAAUCGGGCACAACCUACACAUACGGGCCAUACGGUGAGCGAGAAGCCGGCGCUACCCAAGAAGCUAGCGUACGCUACGAAUUCACGAAGCCACUCGUGCACGGCAAGCUCCUCGAACGCGACGUCGAAGUCUCCCACUGGGGCGGGAACGUCGCUGUGGAAGAGAGACACUGGUUCACCAACCGUGGCGCCACGCUCAAGAACCACUUCAGCAGAGUCGCAUGGCAGGCAUCGUCCUACUACAACCCACCCACCAGCGCUCUGAAGGAGUUCCGCUACCCCUUGGUCGUUGGCAGUGCUGACGCCUACUUCAUCGACGACAUUGGCAAUGUGUCCACCUCGCAUUUCCGCUCGAGUAAGCGCGAAGCGACUUUGGAGCUCAAGCCGCGGUACCCAAUCUUCGGUGGCUGGAAUUACAGCUUCAAGGUCGGCUGGAACGGCGAUUUGCAGAGUUUCGUUCGCAGGAUCACUGGCUCAAGUGAUGGGUACGUCUUGAAGGUGCCGUUCUUCGAGGGCCCGAAGCAAGCAGAGGGCGUGGAGUAUGAGAGGCUGGUAACGAGAAUCAUUCUUCCGGAAGGCGCAAAGAACGUCCGCUUCGAGACCGCCGUCCCCAUCGUCAGCAACUCCACCGGCCUUCACCGCACCUUUAUGGACACUGUAGGCCGGACGACCCUGACUCUGACGGCUGUGAAUGUCGUGGACGAGCUGCGCGACCGCGAUCUUGUGGUCAUCUACGACUACCCAUCUGCGGCGCGCUUCCGCAAGCCGCUCACGAUCUUCGCGGGCGUGCUGGCCAUUUUCGCCGUCAGCUGGGUCGUCGGCAAUCUGGAUGUGAGCAUUGGGAAGAAGCAGAAGACCGCGUAG
This is a messenger RNA of Neohortaea acidophila, 1482 nucleotides long. Its product is annotated as Ribophorin I. The transcript has 3 exons. The coding region runs from base 1 to 1482 and encodes 493 amino acids. Lineage: Eukaryota; Fungi; Ascomycota; Dothideomycetes; Mycosphaerellales; Teratosphaeriaceae. The record is from RefSeq and is a predicted model, not a curated record. Gene Ontology annotation, cellular component: membrane; oligosaccharyltransferase complex.